AUGGGCAGGAUCGUGGCUUCUGCAGUAGAGCCCAGUCAGGCGAAACUUGAAGCUGCACUCGGCCACAAGGUCAACACCAAGGUGUUCAAUGAUCUGCGCAGCAAGUACACACAAACACCAGCCCUUCACGAGAACCGUCAAACUGGAGGAAAGGCCCAUGGACAGAAUGGCGAGCAGGCUGGAUGUCCCGACAGAGUGCAUGCCCACAGGCCGAACGGCGAGCGAACUUAUCGUCUCAAUGGAGUGCAUGCCAGAAGGCCGAGAGGAGACCAAGCAAGAAACCUGAACAACCCUCAAGCACUACUCAGAAUAUCCCUGGAUAUCAAGGAUACCCUCAAGGAGAUCAGAGAAGAGCCUGAGUGGCAGGAGUUUCGAGCCCAGAUACACGCAGUCGUGAACCAGACGCUCAACAUCCAGACUAUGAUUUGUUUGGGCUUGGGAAAUUGGGCCCCUCGACAAUCUUUCCACCGCACGAAUUGCUUUGUCGUCCAGUAUGCGGUUUUCGUAUACAUGUACGAGAAAGUCGACAAGAAAUGGAGGGCGGAAUGCGCAUCGAAUGGCGCCCGUUACGAGCCGGUCAAGAGAUAUUUCCAAGACCCUGUCUUUGACUCUCAGACAAUGCACCUUNUGCAAGACAUGCCACACUCGAGCGAGCGAUCUAUCAACAUCAUCAUAACCGACCCAGCUGCAUCCAAUAUGAUUAGACACAACAAGAACGUCUUCGUGUUCGCGCCACACCUCAACUGCAACGUCUGGCCGGAAGUGUUGUCCUUGCAUCCACAAGUUUUCAUCGGUAACAGCCCCAAAGGUUUCGGUGGGCGAGACAUGGCAGCAAUGGAGACCUACGUCCAAGAGAGUGAAGCCAUCAACAGUGACAAUGUGGGUCCACGGUUCAACACCUUGCUGAACAGUUUCAGCGCCACGGACCUAGAGUAUCGUCAGUCAAACCUGGUACAGGGUCCUGUAGAUCCAGACCACCUCGCCAAUCUGACGAUCUAUCAGCGUUCAAACUGA
This is a messenger RNA of Aureobasidium musti, 1014 nucleotides long. NCBI's taxonomy places the organism in Eukaryota, Fungi, Ascomycota, Dothideomycetes, Dothideales, Saccotheciaceae. The record is from the annotation of a GenBank genome assembly.